This is a messenger RNA of Thalassophryne amazonica, 3479 nucleotides long. RefSeq names its product ras-related protein Rap-1b-like. The transcript has 8 exons. The coding region runs from base 112 to 666 and encodes 184 amino acids. Gene Ontology annotation, molecular function: GTP binding; GTPase activity; GDP binding. The record is from RefSeq and is a predicted model, not a curated record. NCBI's taxonomy places the organism in Eukaryota, Metazoa, Chordata, Actinopteri, Batrachoidiformes, Batrachoididae. Gene Ontology annotation, cellular component: plasma membrane. Gene Ontology annotation, biological process: cellular response to cAMP; negative regulation of synaptic vesicle exocytosis; Rap protein signal transduction.
GAACUUAACGAAAUGAGCAGCGGCAGCAGGAGGGAGCGGCUCUGGUAGAGCGCCGUAGAGAGACGGAGAGAGAGCAGCGGAGCGGACGCUGGAUGACUACAGACCGUCAGGAUGCGUGAAUAUAAACUGGUUGUUUUAGGAUCAGGAGGAGUCGGGAAGUCGGCUCUGACCGUCCAGUUUGUUCAGGGAAUCUUUGUGGAGAAAUACGAUCCCACGAUAGAAGAUUCCUACAGGAAGCAAGUGGAGGUGGACGGGCAGCAGUGUAUGCUGGAGAUCCUGGACACAGCAGGAACAGAGCAGUUCACGGCGAUGAGGGAUUUGUACAUGAAGAACGGUCAGGGCUUCGCUUUGGUUUACUCCAUCACCGCUCAGUCCACCUUCAAUGACCUUCAGGACCUCAGAGAGCAGAUCCUCAGAGUGAAGGACACGGACGACGUGCCGAUGAUCCUUGUUGGGAAUAAAUGUGACCUGGAGGUGGAGCGUGUGGUGGGCAAAGACUCGGGGGUCGGACUCGCCCGCCAGUGGAACUCCUGCGCGUUCCUGGAAACCUCAGCCAAAAGCAAGAUCAACGUCAAUGAGAUCUUCUAUGAUCUUGUGCGACAGAUCAACAGUAAAAAUCCAGCUCCAGGAAAAACCCGUAGAAGGCCCAACUGCCAACUUCUCUAAUGACGGUUUUCCCGCUCACUUGACCAACAGCCAACCAAUCACAGGAAAUCUUCCAACUGGCCACGCCCCUUUAACACAGACGACACCACUGUCCUCACCAUGUGCUGCCUCUGACUUCUGUUCUCAUGCAAACUGCGUCGCCCAUCCCCCGCUACUCUUUCUAACCACAAACAGACUGUUGCCAUGGAAACGUUACGUAGAACAUCGAAAGACUGCAUGGUGAUGGUGAAGAUGAUGGUUGUGUUGUUGCAGUAACAGGGGGCGGCCCAGCCAACUACCAACCUUGAACCACAUUUCCCAUCAUGCUCUGCUACGCCAUUGUGUACUGGGGGAGUGGCUUCUUGGCUGUCAAAUUUUUUUAAUACCUUCUUCUGUUACUUUUUUACUCACAGCAUUCCUGAGCUGCUCACACCAGUUUAACUGUUACCCAUCACAGAAAACAUGGCUGACUUUGUGUGAUUAGCUCCGGUCAAACCUGUGGAUCCAUACAAUGAUUAUUAUUAUUAUUGUUAUGGUUCUUUGUGAAAAUAUAAGUAAUUUUAUGUUUGCUUAUUUUGGGGGGUGGGACUUUGGGGGGGGUCAGGACUUGGGUUCAGCUCACCGCUUGCUCAGUUUAAUAGCUAAGUUAGCUUAGUUAACACAAAUAGCGUUGACAAUGAGCCUAGGAUAUAGUGAGCAAAUGCUUUGUUUCCUUUGAUUUGGGCCCAGGUGGUCAUGCAGGUUGCCCAUUGGCAUUCUGGGUAAUUAUGUAUGAAAGUGCUACAUAGCCCAUUUAGCAAGUUAAGUACGUUAAUGGUUACAGCAGUGGAUUAGCUGAACAAAUCAAGGAAAAAUGCAAAAAAAGUUGUUGCAGCAUCUAAAAUGUGAGAAUUAGUUGCUUUCUUGUUUUAUGUAACUGCACUUUUUAUAGUUUGUGGUUCUGGGAUGGUUUGUCAGGAAAAAUGUGAUUUUUAGUUUUCAAGGAUAAUGUUAUGGGCAUUUCCAUCAUUUUACAUUUUAUAGCCUAAACAAUUCAAAAUUAGUCUAUAAUUAAUCUGUUUCUGUAAAGUUUUUUUUAUACUAUCUGGUAUAAAUGUAGCAUGAACUGCUAUCAGCUAAAUGCUAAUUUCAUUCUUGAAGCUAACUCAUGUGGUCGUGCCACUGAAAUCAGAAAAUCUAUAUAGUUUCACAGUUUAUUCAUAAAAUCCAAAGUUAAGAGCCUAGACUGGACUACAGGUGCAUGCUGUAAUUAAAACAAUGAGUAGAAAAAUAAAAAUUGUACUUUGCUAGUCCUUGAUAACAGCAGCCACUGCUGUUGGUAAUUAGUAGCUAAUGGCGGCUCAUUGGCAUUGUUGGCCUAGCAAUUGUUAGUGGAAUGUUAGCAUGUUGACAAAGAAACAGGCGAAAACCAUCUCUAAGUGUUGCAAGGAUUUAAGUGUAAAAUGUCUUUAAAAAAUGCACUUAAUAAAAUGACCACUUGGGGGCAGUGUGUUGAAAUUUGAUCCAAAAUGCGUUUUGUAGUGUUUGUAUAGUUAGCAUAAUGCUGAUGGAAACAAACAAUUGAUGUCACCACAAACUAGCUUAGCUGGUUAGCUGAGCAGCGCGGUGCGCUAACUCAGGGGCCGCUGCUUGUGGCGGACAUGUUGCCUUUAGACAGCAGACACAUUGAUCCAAUACCUGACCCGUUUGUGUGCGUGUGUGUAAACUGCUAACAACCACGAACCACGUCCGUUUCUGAGAUUGUUUCCAGUGACGUGUUUGAGAGGGCAGCCAAAAAAAAACAGCAAUGCUUUCAUUUUACAAAUUUACAGACUUGAUGCAAUUCCAGGUUUUAUGACUUUAUUGUAACAGUAUAAAUAUUUAUGAAAGACAACAGUGGCCUUAAUGCUCAAUUUUAAGUAAUUUAUAGGAUUUAAUAUUUGCUGUUGAAGUUUAGCUUUUCCUUGAUUCCUUCAUAAAGUAUUUUUAAUUUUAUGACUUUACUCAUGUCUCUGUUCUUUAAGUUAAGGCUGCAGUGACAUUAGCCUAUUUUUAUAGUGUGUAAUUGAGACCAACGGCAAAUCAAAACCCAUCUUCAGUCUGCUGGUGGGAGCAGUUUUUCGCUCGCUCUUUCACAGAUGUUGAUUAAAGUUUCUCUUUGUGACUGUAAACUGUUCAAACGGCGAUUUUUUUUUUUUUUUUUUUUUUACGGUCAGUUGAAGAUAGUCAAAUUUUAAGUCUUGUAAAAUCUAAGUAGCGUCUGAGCUAGCUAGCUAGAACUCUUGCUAGCCAAGGGGUCUGCUCCAUUUUGCAGUGUCGUAAAGUGACUCCAGCCUUCGUCCUUCAUAGAGUUCCAGCCCCAAAAUUUACUUUCUCUCUGUUAAAAUGCUAAAUAUGUAAAAUGUUAAUUCAGGUGUUUCUUUUCAGUUAAAGGAGAAUUUUGGUCAAAGUGUUUCAACAGUAGCGUGGCUGGUGUAUGAGAAUGACCUGAGGAGGUUGGGCUAGUAGCCAAAGCCCCGCCUCUUGACAAAUUGGGGUGUGUCCUGUGAAGCAGCAGUCAGAUUGUAUUAGAAUAUUUUCCUGUGUGUUUUCUUUGAAAUGUGAGAAUGUUCAGGUUACAGCUACUGUAUAUUGGACCAGUGACUUCUGUGAGUGCUGUACACAGUAUUGUGCUGCAGCACAGUGUGGUACUGCUGUCAGUAUACUGGUUUUGCCUUCACUACAUUGUCAUGUAGCAUGUUGAUGUUUCUGUCUGACCUGCAGGUGGCGCUGCCACAGUUUGCAUGCAGAUCCGACACUUCUGGAACCGAAGCCGUUUGCAGCCGUGCUCUUGUUUUCCUGUGCAGCCAGUAAAA